UUUGUUGUUUUGAUUUGAUUUUCUUAUUUUUGAUUUUUUGGUUUUGGGUUUUUUGUUUCUUUGUUUCUUUGCUGUUUGGUUUCAUUGAAGUUAUGGAUAUUCCGGUUGAUAGGAUUCCACAAGGUCUUCGUAAUCUUCGUGCUUGUUUGCUUUGUUCUCUGGUUAAAUCGUUUGAACAAUUUGAGGUUGAUGGUUGUGAUAAUUGUGAAUUUGUUCUUGGUAUGAGAGGUAAUAGAGAGAUGAUUUUUGAUUGUACUUCGUCUAAUUUUGAUGGUCUAAUUGGUGUCACUCAGCCAGAUGAAAGUUGGGCUGCUAAAUGGUUAAGAAUUCCUAAAUUUAAACCUGGUACUUAUGCGAUUAGUGUUUCUGGUAAAUUACCACAAACAAUUUACCGUGAACUUAAAUCAAGAAAUAUUCCUUACAAAUCAAGAGAUCGAGCAUCUUAAAGGAAGUAUUAUUAUUCUUACCUGUUACUUAUUGGGGAACAAUUACCAAUCACAAAACGAGAGACAAUUUACUUCUUCCUCAAUCAAUUUAAAAAAAAAUAUUCUUUUCUUUUUUCUUUACCAGUUUAAUUCAAAUUUUCAUUUCCUUCUCUCACCUGUUUCUUCAAGAGAUUCAAUCAUUUGAUCCUCUGCUUUCGAUGUCGUGUAAAUUACAAUAGUUAAUUGUUUCAACAGUUUCUCCGUUUUCUCUCAACAAUUAUCACCAUCAACUUGGCCUUUGAUAACCUUUACCAUCUAAACUCUGGAACCGAUCAAAAUGUUGAAACGUUGGCCCUUCAAAAAAAAUUCGGAAUCACCUUCACCAACUUCUAGUGAUCCACCUUCAUCUUGUUCAUCAGAAACCUCGGAACCACUUGAAAAGAUUGAUGCCUAUGUUGAUUUCACCAAAUUCAAUGAGAAAAUCAAACAAUCAUCAUCUUUAAUGUGUGAAAUCAACAAAUUACUCAAAUGAAAAAUAGAUCAACAAAAUUUGAAAACGUUCCCAUUCAAUUAUGAAACAAAAACACCAAUUAAAAGUUUAAUUUGAUAAUUGAAA
Molecule: messenger RNA, 1041 nt
Organism: Panonychus citri (citrus red mite)
Lineage: Eukaryota; Metazoa; Arthropoda; Arachnida; Trombidiformes; Tetranychidae
Product: transcription elongation factor SPT4-like
Exons: 1
Coding region: 93-446 (117 amino acids)
Biological process (GO): chromatin organization; regulation of transcription elongation by RNA polymerase II; positive regulation of DNA-templated transcription, elongation
Cellular component (GO): DSIF complex; nucleus
Molecular function (GO): zinc ion binding; RNA polymerase II complex binding
Source: RefSeq, a predicted model, not a curated record